AGAAAAAAUUUACAAAUUCCGAAACGAAAUAAUAAACGCUGAAAAUAAAUCGCAAAGAUGGCUAUGCAUUGGGAUGUGAAGUGCGAUGGCUGCGACAAGACCAACUUGGUGCACUACAGAUACAAGUGUUUGCGCUGCCCCAACUACGAUCUGUGCGCCGCGUGCUAUGAGAACAAGGUGGAGACGGGGCCGCACAGCAACGAGCAUCCGUUCCAGUGCCUGCUGGAUCGGGCUGCGCGCGAGCUGUUCUUUGCCGGCGAGGAUAUACCGGAACUGUGCGCGGACAGCUUCACUUGCCCGUUCUGCGGCAAGAUGGGCCACUCCGUCAAGGAGCUGGUGAAGCACAUCCAGGCCAAGCAUCGCGGCGACAGCACGCCGGUCAUCUGUCCGCUCUGCGUGGCGGUGCCAGCAGCGGACACCAUGCGCAUGACCAAUCUCGUGAACCACGUCUCGCUGAUGCAUGGCACCGGAAUAUUGCGCAUCGGCGGUGGCUCCGGCAGCACCUCGGGGCGCACCACCGGCUUCGAGCUGCCGCCAAUGAGCGCCUUGUCCGGACUGGGCCAGGGCCAGGGCCAUGGCCAUGGACCGGACAACGAGCUGUCCAGUGGCUUGCGCACGCGCAGCCCACCGCCGGAUCCGGCACGCAUGGGCGGCUUCCAGUGGCCACCCAGCAUGAGCAGCAGCGCCUCGCAGGAUGAGGACCUGUAUCCGGACUCCUGGCUGCCGGAGCUGAGCAGCCUCAGCGGCAGCAUGCACACCAUGCGCGAAACCGAUCUGGAUCUGAGCAGCCUGGUCGAGCAUUCGCCGUUGCGUCGCGGCACACCGAUCUCACGUCUGCGCCGGGAGCACCAGCGGGAGCAGCAGCAACAGCAGCAACAACAGCAGCAGCAGAACAACCAACAGCAGCAGCAGCAGCAGCAGCAGCAGCAGCAGCAGCAGCAGCAGCAGCAGCAGCAGAACAAUCAAGGCCAACGGCGCACCCAAAUUACCCCAGUGCCACCACUCGCCAUGGCGGAGGACCUUAGCGACAACGAUGCCGAAGACCAUGCCGGCAACGACCCAACCUCAUCCAUUUAGGCGAGCAUACCUCAUUCAGCAUCCAAAUUCA
Drosophila navojoa is the source of this 1108-nucleotide messenger RNA. RefSeq names its product E3 ubiquitin-protein ligase Kcmf1. Gene Ontology annotation, cellular component: plasma membrane. NCBI's taxonomy places the organism in Eukaryota, Metazoa, Arthropoda, Insecta, Diptera, Drosophilidae. Gene Ontology annotation, molecular function: zinc ion binding. Gene Ontology annotation, biological process: synaptic signaling. The record is from RefSeq and is a predicted model, not a curated record.